AUGAAUAAAGGGAUCAAGCUGAGUUGGUUUAAUAAGGAACAUUAAAUUCUGAUGUACUUGCUUUCUGUAAGAAAUAAAAUCAUUCUGAAUGAAAAUAAGAAUACAACACAAAAAAACAUAACAUAAAAUGAAUUCUAGAAGAAACCUUAGAAACUUAUGUGA
Molecule: messenger RNA, 162 nt
Organism: Paramecium octaurelia
Lineage: Eukaryota; Ciliophora; Oligohymenophorea; Peniculida; Parameciidae
Source: the annotation of a GenBank genome assembly